This is a messenger RNA of Mycena citricolor, 2575 nucleotides long. Lineage: Eukaryota; Fungi; Basidiomycota; Agaricomycetes; Agaricales; Mycenaceae. The record is from the annotation of a GenBank genome assembly.
GGAUUCAGCGUGGAAUUGCCAUCGACGUCCUCUUCCAAAUAAUGACUGCACUCCAGCAUGGGCAAUUAAGGGAGAAUACAUGCUUGGCCUCGCUCGGCGUCGCAGGACACGGUUCGGCACACGAGCUCCGGUCCCGAAGUGGGUAGAUCAUGAUGUGUGUCACUUCAAUGUCAUGACGCACGCUGGCAUUGAUCGAUCGAGAACAGCCUUCCGUCUACAUGCUCAGACUCAGACUCCACGACGCAUCCUGAACCCAUGCGAGUAUCUGUGUAGUAUCUCUCUCAAACUGCCCUUAAUCUCUGCCCAGCUGUGAGCAGGUGCAGCAAAUGGAGAGCCUUCCAAACGAACUUUUCGACCAGAUCUUCUCCUUCCUCGAUGAGUUAGACCUUCGAUCCGUUUCUCAGGUCAACAACCGUCUACGCCCGAUAGCCCUGUCGCACUACCUCGCAUGUUUCAACGUCCCAGCAUCUAUUCUCUCCUCCUCUGAAGUCUCCACGCUCUCGCUGUCCAUUUCGUCUGCGUUCCAUCUGAUACUUCUCAUCUCACAUCUUCGCCCCAUUCUUUCACUAGUCUGCUUCGAAUCCCGCACCUCCCAUGGCCCUCAACUGCGCUAUCGCACGCUGGCGCGGAUCAUCUCUCAAGCCCCACCCAUCCCAGACAUCCUUAUCUACAACCGCCAGUAUAUGUUCCAGAAGACCAAGCGCGAAGCAGGCUACCUUCUCUCACGGAUCCCCUCCUCGCGCGACCGCAAGUUGUUGAUAUUCAGCGGCCACCGCACGCUCGUUUCCAUUCCCCGCACAACGCCCGCCGUCCCUUGGCGCCUGCUCCCGCCGCCAUUCUCCGCCGGAGACUCAGAGCUCCUCCGCGUGAUGCUGCUCGUGGUACUCUGCAUCCCGCUCGUCUUUGCGUACUUCGUGACGCUGAUUGUCAAUUCGGUCGUCUUCGCGCGGUGGUUGUAUGCGCUUGUGCGCGGCCCGCCGUGGCCCGCGGAGGACAGGAUCCUGCAUGACGCAGGGCCUCUCGCGUUCGACGAGUGGAUGCGCGUCCAGGUACUGGACGACGACACCACCCUCGCGACACUGGCGAACCAGGCGGCGGUGCUCGCUUUGCGCCCGUUGAGCGGCGUGGGACCCGAGAUGUAUGGCAAGGUCCUACGCACGAUGGAUCUUUCGAAGAAUCUGGUGACACUGAACAUAUUCGAGGGAUGCGGGAUCUGGUUGGGGGACCUGUUGGAAUUCUUGAGCAGACACACGAUGCUGGAGUCGCUCAACAUCCAGCACAACUCUGUUCUCCUUCCUCCGAGUGACGAGCCCAGGAAGAGCCUGUCGCUGUCCUCCAGCGCCAUCAAACAGCUCACUGCCCCUCCACUGUACAUACCGCACCUGCUUCCCAGCACCCCCAACGUCUUCCAGCUGCGACUGACUCUCCCUCCUGCCCCCCGCCGUCUGGGGCGGAAGCACAGCCAUGCCGACACUUAUCGCACAGCGCUAGCGCACAUCGGCGGGCUGCCCAUCGACCAUGAUCUGACUCUGUAUCUCGCACUGUCCCCGACGUCCCCCACAGCGCCCUGGCUGCUCGACAGCCAGCCGUCGGAUGCGGAAUCAGGCGCGCCCCCCGCCGAAGCGCAUCUCACGCACGUGGGGACGCUCGUCCUCGAGGCCGUCGGGCUGAAAUUCAAGGCGGUCCACGUGCACGCGAUGGUGCCAUGGCUGGCACGGUUCCCGGCGUUGCGGAUGAUCUCGUUCCCGUUUGGGUCGGUCGAGAAAAUCGCGCCCGAGCAGAGGGCGGCGCUCGUUGCCGAGAUUUGUGCGGCGUGUCGUGGCGUGUCGGGCGCGGGUGAUGUGGCUUUCAAUAUAUCUGAGUGAACUGACGAUCGAUGUAUUUACCCGUUGUAUCAGCUUAUGGAAUGAUUCAUGUGGACUUCGCUGUCGAUGUGCAAGGUCCUGGAAGCUACAUCGUAGGCUCGCUGCAUGUGACCGCGCCUUAAUUCCACCCGUUUUUUGAUCGACCGACACACCCUUGUCAAUCGCGACGGAGGAGUUUGAGUCCCGGAGAUCAUAGGGUCAUGAGGCCCGGACUGCAUAUGCUCCCAAGCAAGCGGUGUCCUCUCGUUCACGUCGCACGGGCAACAUCGCUCUAGAUUUUAGUUCUACUUCCUAAUCAAGUCUACGCUGCAUCUGUCGUCUAUCUCCACGGACCAAUAUGCACAUACACACGGGCUCACGCCUUCCCGAUCGUAAGCACCUCCUGUGCGGUCUUUUCACCGCUGACCACGGCUUGCACUACAUGCAGCGCCUGCGCAAAGUCGCUGAAGAGGAUGUGCGGGAUCCCUUCACGGACGCAGUACGCCGCCAGAUCAUUCUCGCCGUCCAAUUUCUCCUUCACGAAGAGCACGUCGGCGUGUCUGGCCGCAGACAUGUCUGCACAAGUCAGCACGAAGAACAGCAGGGGCGGGUUGGCGAGGUCUUUGUAUGGCAGGAUCGCGCGCGACUUGUCAUGGCCGAAGCCGCUGUACGCGCAAGACAGCUUCAGAGGGGGGAAUAAGAGCACCUGGGGAGGGCUUACCUCGAGGGAU